CCUUGCUUCUAUUACCUCUCAUCUCGUCCUGAACGUCAACUUGCCUAGCCUGUUUGUACGUGACACGCCGCGUGCGAAAUACUCGUGCCGCCCGCUCGUAGUUCUGGCCUGCGGAUCAAGGUAGCCGCCUCUGAGCUACAUCACCCGCCCUCCCUGCCUGACCGCAUAGAGCCGUACCGGACCUUACCCUGCUCACUUUCUCCCCUCCCCAUCGGCCACCGGGCCAUACCUAUCGACCUAACUAAGUAGUGAACGCUUGAGGCUCCGAGCAUUGAAAGUCCCACCACUGCAACCGCUCCUCCUUCCAUCUUGAAACCCCGCCAGCCCACGACGUCUACUGCUUCGGGUACGCCGUAAUUAGGACUCGGACGAAGGCACAAGCCCGGACUCCUCGAACCCCCGUUUCUCUCCACGUCAACAGCGCGCAUUCCACCCACCUCCUGCUCAACGACGGCCCGUCCAUCUGGAAAUCUGACGCCGCACCCGCAACUGCACCUCGCUUUGCCCAAGGCACAAGAACCAACGAUCCCAUCUGCCUCGUAGCCACACCACCCCGUCUUCUCCCACGACGCAUUCCCGCCCGAUCGCUGCCCGCGCGGCAACUUGCCACGAUGGGUGUCUCCACGCUCCAGGAGCAGCAUGACGUCAUUAUCGACACCAUCAAGAACAUUACCCGCGGCGACUGGAAGGUCCUGGUUCUAGACGAGGGCUCCAAAAAGAUCUUGGACAAUGUCGUCAAAGAAGAUGACAUCCUCAAUCACAACAUCGCCAACAUCGAGCGCAUCGAGCAGAAGCGAGACAUGAACCCCGAAAUGGAUGCCAUCUACAUCCUGUCACCGCAAGAGAACAUUGUCGAAAUCCUUGUCAACGACUUCGAGCGCCGCAGAUAUAAGCAAGCCUACCUCGUAUGGACUGGCGUUUUGGACCCUAGAGUUCGCCGCAUGAUUGACGGCAAUCCGGCGACAAAGUCACGCAUCGCGGGCUUCGAGACUCUGUCCAUUGACUUCUUCCCUCGCGAGUCGCACCUGGUCACCUUUAGAGACCCCUGGAGCUUCCCAAUCCUGUACCACCCGGCUUGUAACAACUUAGUCGCUCGUCACAUGAAGAUUCUGGCCCAAAAGAUCACUGGCGUCUGCGUUACACUGGGUGAAUAUCCCAAAGUACGCUACUACAGACCGAAGAACCCCCUUCACGAAGCCGCCGUACUCAGCUCUCACCUCGCCCGUUUUGUACAGGAAGAAUUGGACGAAUACGCGCAGUGGAACCCCAACUUCCCACCACAGUCGACGAGGCCGGCAGGAACACUUAUUAUCACGGACAGAUCUAUGGAUAUCCUGGCGCCCUUGGUACACGAGUUUACCUAUCAGGCCAUGGCUCACGACCUUCUCCCGAUACAAGACGGCGACAAGGUGACAUACCACAUGGUCACCAACGGUGGCACUCCGGAGGAAGAGGAGAAAGACAUGGAGCUGUCGGACAAGGAUCCCGUCUGGGUAGACAACCGCCACCGGCACAUGAAGGAUACCAUUGAAAAGCUCAUGUCGGACUUUCGGAAGUUCUUGGCCGACAAUCCGCAUUUCGUCAAUGAGAAUCAAGACACGACAAGUUUGAACGCCAUCAGGGACAUGUUGGCCGGGUUGCCGCAGUUCCAGGAAAUGAAGGAGGCAUACUCGCUUCAUUUGAACAUGGCACAGGAGGCCAUGAACAUAUUUGAGAAGCACAAGCUACCGGACAUCGCUUCUAUCGAGCAAACGCUAGCAACAGGACUGGACGAGGACUUCAAGAAGCCCAAGAAUAUUCUCGAUCAGGUUGUGCGUCUAUUGGAUGACGACGCUGUUUCUCCCUCUGACCGACUACGAUUGAUCAUUCUCUACGUACUCUACCGAGACGGCGUCAUUAUGGAAGACAUCAACCGGCUGCUGGCGCAUUCCGGCCUGCCACAAAUGGAUGGGGAAGUUGCUGCCAAUCUCGAGAUGUUGGGCGGACGCCCGGUUCGCAACGGCCUGAAAGACGUGCGGCCGCCCCAGCCGCCCCUAUUCCAAAAGAACACCAAAUCUGCCGAAGUCAGUGAGGAAUACUCGCUAUCCCGCUUCGAGACAGCAAUGCAGACAAUGCUCGACGAGCUUAGUCGAGGCACUCUGGACCAGGCGACGUUUCCCUAUGUGAAGCCGCCAGCGGACCCCAAUGAGGACCUCUUGGCAUCUCAGCAAGGCUCACUGCGCGCGGGCAGGCCGAACUGGGCGGCAGCAGGUCGACGGCCGCCAGAAAACCGACAGCGUUAUAUCGUAUUCAUGGCCGGCGGUGCAACGUACAGUGAGAGCCGAGCAUGUUACGAGGUUUCGUCCCGUCAAGGCAAAGAUAUCUUCCUGGUGACCAGCCAUAUGCUUACGCCGCAGCUCUACGUCCGUCAAGUCGGCGACCUGGGCAAGGACAAGCGCACACUGGAUAUCCCCAUGGAGCGACCAACGCCCCGAGCUCCGGCGUGGGUCUACGAGAAACCCGCCCCUCCUCCCAACCCCAUGGCACAACGGCCUGCACCCGGCAUAGCACCGCCAGGCCAGCCGGUGGGAGGCCCUGGCCGCAGAGCACCGGCGCCGGGUGGACUUCCAAGCCGGCCUGUGGCCCCGCCUACGGCCCAGAUGGGCAGCAUGAGCCUCAACACUCCAUCACCUAUACCGAACGGCGGCGGCGCCUCGCCUGCGCCGUCAGACGGCGGAAAGCCGCACAAGCUCGAAAAGGAUAAGAAGAAGCGUAAUUUCCUAGGCAUGAAGAAGAGCCACAAAGACAAGGACAAGCACUGAAGAGGCAGGAAGAUUAAAUGUUGGGAAACAAACUCAAUAUACUUUUGACCUUGGAUGUUGCACUUUUGUUUCUCUGCUUGCCAGCGUGGCGUUUCUUGGUGUGAUCGAUCCAGAAAGGGUUGGAUUUGCAGUCUCAAGAUGUUGUGUGAUAUCGUUUAAGCUCAAAUGGUUUGACGAGGUCAGUGAGAGGAGGGGAGAGAGCAAUGCAUGGCUGGCUAGCUGGCUUGGGCCGGGCAGAUUUCGUUCUGGGGGGUUUUAUGGUACGAAAUACACCCAUACAAGGACUCAUGUCGGAGGCGAUAAAAGAGCGUGUGGCCCCUUCUUCAUAGUCCCUAUCAACCACUUUCUUGCCUCUAAAAUGUGUUUUAAGUUUGUGGUACACAAGUUGGAGCUCACCUACUCUAUUUCCUUUGAGAGGAGAGAGUUGCCAAACAAAUAAAAGUACCGUCUUGGUGAAAAUCUUAUAGCUAAUAGAUUAACAGCUGAGCUGAAAGAUACUUCAUU
Colletotrichum destructivum is the source of this 3305-nucleotide messenger RNA. RefSeq names its product Putative sec1-like protein. Gene Ontology annotation, cellular component: plasma membrane; secretory granule. The transcript has 5 exons. Gene Ontology annotation, biological process: vesicle-mediated transport; intracellular protein transport. Lineage: Eukaryota; Fungi; Ascomycota; Sordariomycetes; Glomerellales; Glomerellaceae. The record is from RefSeq and is a predicted model, not a curated record. Bases 612 to 2801 code for a protein of 729 amino acids. Gene Ontology annotation, molecular function: syntaxin binding.